This is a messenger RNA of Gasterosteus aculeatus aculeatus (three-spined stickleback), 2620 nucleotides long. RefSeq names its product protein nucleotidyltransferase YdiU. Lineage: Eukaryota; Metazoa; Chordata; Actinopteri; Perciformes; Gasterosteidae. The record is from RefSeq and is a predicted model, not a curated record.
GUGACGUCAGUUCCCUGCGAGGAGCUAACUGCCAGUGGCAGUGACGUUAGACGCGAUCUCAGACAAACAUCAUUGAUUUCCUCCCCAAGAGACGAUUUUAUUAACAGAAAUGCAGCGGUACAUGUCACCUAGCGGGUCUCCCCCUUAAAACUGUAGAUAUAAAAUACGUAUUACUACCGUGUAUCCGGGAGAGUGGCUCGGAGUAGAGUAGUACGCUGUAUUUGUGGCUAGCGUCAGUAGCACUGAUGCUAACAGCUAGCUGGCUGCAGCUAAGUUAGCUAACGUUAUGUUAUGACUUUAAAACUGUUAAAUCCCUUGAUGUCUAGAACCUUUUCGUAGAAACAAUCCAUAACUAACGAACUAUUAGCGAACCCAUUUAAGCACUAUUAACGUGAGAUGUCAUAUGCACACAAGGCUUGCUGGGGCGGGACAGUUUAAUUAAAUAUUAAAUAAAUAAUUUGAGUUGCUUGUACUUUGCAUGAGUAUGAACAUCCAAAGCUACCUGGCAGUUUUAAAGUAACUACCAUUUUUAUGAGUAACAUGCUUUAAUUUCACCAUCAAAGCCUAAAUUUAAUGAGGUUGUAUAGAUUCACUAAGCAAAUAGUUAUGCUCCAAGUAAAUUAAACCUACUCUUACUGAUGAAAAGAUGUUAAUACUUUUACAGCACCAGAGUUCUCAUAAUUGAGCCAUUUUAAAAUCCUCAUCAGCGCUUCCAGGAAGGUGUCUGCGUUCCGGGCGGAACAUGUUCCCCUUCAGAGUGAUGCUCUUUGCUCUGGUAGCAGCAUCCAGUUUCACACCCGUCUGUGUGCUGCAGUUCUGCACCGACGGCGACGGCGACUGCCACCGUCACGACGCUACGGCAUCGAGCAGCCGGCCUCCAAACACUUUCACGUCCAGGUGGAACGCAAGCGCUUCAAACCUGGACCGGUUCAGAGUGUCCUGCAAGAAGCUGAUAGAAGCGUUCCCCAUCGAUGAGGGCGGAGGGAACUACGCCCGCUCCGUAAAGAACUGCAUAUUCUCCAAAUCCACUCCAACUCCCCUGAAAGGCCCGUUGAGGCUGGCAGCAGCUUCCAAGGAGGUCAUGGAGGACAUACUAGACUUAGACGUGGCCGUGACCCGGUCGGAUGACUUCCUGCUCUACGCCAGCGGAGGCAGACUUCCACCGGGAUCAGCGCCACUGGCUCACAGAUACGGCGGCCAUCAGUUUGGCUACUGGGCCGGUCAGCUGGGUGACGGACGAGCACAUUCCCUGGGUCAAUACACCAACAGGAAAGGAGAAGUGUGGGAGCUGCAGCUUAAAGGCUCUGGGAAAACACCCUACUCGAGGUCGGGAGACGGUCGGGCCGUGAUCCGCUCCUCCGUGAGGGAGUUCCUGGGAAGUGAAGCGAUGCACUUCCUCGGUGUUCCGACCAGCAGGGCCGCCAGUCUGAUUGUAAGUGACGAGCCGGUGAUGAGGGAUCAAUUCUACGAUGGCAACGUGAAGACAGAGAGAGGAGCGGUCGUGCUCAGAUUAGCCAACUCGUGGUUCCGCAUUGGAUCUUUAGAGAUUUUGUCUCAAAGUGGCGAGAUUGAUCUCCUGAGAAAGCUGUUGACCUUUGUGAUCGCCGAACAUUUUCCUUCAAUCCAUCCCGAUGACCCGGACAAAUAUUUGGCGUUUUAUUCCACGGUGGUAAAUGAAACCGCUCAUCUCAUCGCCCGGUGGACGUCGGUCGGGUUCGCCCACGGCGUGUGCAACACGGACAACUUCAGCCUCCUGUCCGUCACGCUGGACUACGGGCCGUUCGGCUUCGUGGAGUCCUACAGCCCCCGUUUCGUCCCGAACACCUCAGACGACGAGGGGAGGUACGCCAUCGGGGCGCAAGCCGACGCGGCGCUGUUUAACCUGGAGAAGCUGGCGACGGCGCUCGGCCCCGUGCUGCCCGGAAAGCAGCAGAGCGAGGCUCGGGAUAUUUUAAAAGGAUAUGUGGACAUUUAUCAUAAGAGGACUCAUCGGCUAUUUAAAGCUAAACUGGGGCUUCUGGGGGAAGAGGAGGAUGACGGCUCCCUCAUCGCCUUCCUGCUUAAGAUGAUGGAGGAGACCCACUCAGACUUCACCAUGACCUUCAGGCAGCUCAGUGAAGUUUCAUUCCAGCAGCUUCUCAACAGGAACUUCACACAGUUGUGGGCUCUGGAAGACUUGUCGUCCCACAAUCUCUUUCCUGAUUGGCUCAGCAUGUACCGGCUCCGCCUCCUGAGACAACCAAAUGAUGGUGAUUUGGAACGACAGCAGAGGAUGAAAAAUGAGAAUCCCCGAUAUGUGCUGAGGAACUGGAUGGCUCAAUCUGCAAUAAGUAAAGCAGAGAAAAAUGAUUUCUCUGAGGUGGAGCUGCUCCACCACAUUCUUUCGUUUCCCUUCAUUACACAAGAGGUGGCAGAGAAGGCGGGUUACGCACAAAGACCUCCAUCGUGGGCAAAGAGGUUAAAGGUCAGCUGUUCCUCCUGAGAGGGACUUUGACAGUGAAUCACACCUGAGGCUUUGUGGUACAUUUUAUUCAACUUCUUCAUGGAACGAAGGCCUUUAAAUUGUGGUGAAUUCACUUGUUUGUAAUGCAAUAUUAAAUAAACUCAAAGAUGUUCAGCA